This is a messenger RNA of Blastomyces gilchristii SLH14081, 798 nucleotides long. RefSeq lists its product as uncharacterized. The coding region runs from base 1 to 798 and encodes 265 amino acids. The transcript is spliced from 6 exons. The record is from RefSeq and is a predicted model, not a curated record. Lineage: Eukaryota; Fungi; Ascomycota; Eurotiomycetes; Onygenales; Ajellomycetaceae.
AUGGCAAAAGACGCUCUCAUCGAAGAGUACUUUGACAUUCUGGAGGACACCGCGCCCAUCUUCUUCCAGAAGAUGUCUCUUGCGGACUUUAAUUCCUACGAGUUUGAGUAUCCUGUGACAUUUCCAACCUCACCCACACCGCAACACUAUUUGAGUAAUGGCGGAUGGCAUGAUGAAAGGCGCUGGCAUGGCGUUGGGAUGCCUCAUGAGUUUGUUGGUACCAGGCCAGUGGGCGAAAGAUAUGAAUGGCGGGCGCCGCUGAUGCGGGGCCGCAGCGGUGUCCCUCAUACAAUUAUCACCUCAUACCAUGUCACUGAAUCGCAGGCGCCGAUUCUACGAGGCGAGCUGAUGACUAUCCUUCGCGUGACAUGGUGGAAAAACAAGGUCGUUUUCGAUAGAGGUUAUCAGGUCCUUCCGAUCCUCCUCCUCUCCGUUCGCCCCGGUUCUUUUCGACUCAUCGAAGCCUUCCACAAUGGAUCCAAAUUUGUGUUGCGGUAUGGCAAGCCGGUUCCUGUGAAGCUCACUGAUCCCAUGGAGCAUCGGAUGGAAGGUAGGGCCCUUCCAUUGCUAGCCAAGAUUCCCGCAACGUCAUCUCGGAAUGGUUCGGAGAACGGCAAGCAGACUUAUCAUCAACAUCCUCGAUGUGCAGUAAACGGCAACCCGCGUAUCUCGUCAAUUCUCCUGAAUCGCAUCGCUGUGCCGCGUCUGCUGAAUCCAGACUCGCUGCCUAGGGCUACCUAUGUGCCGGAAGUAGAUGGCCCUUCAUCAUCACGGACACCAUCAUUGCCAAAAUCCUAG